AUGGUAUCCCCCUCCAGCGUAACGCCCUCGAGGAGGGUGACUCGUAGUCAAUGCGCCAGUGAUAGAGAGGCAAAUCCCAAGAAAAUUCCCCGACUAGGCAAAACUGCGUCUCGUUAUGCAGUAUCUAGCACGGAGUCCGAACUAGAGGAACCUGCAUCCACCGACCAAGAAGAAGCUGCAUCCACCGAGCCGGAAUUUAUUGUCACCACGCCGACUUUCCCGGAAAGACUGUUCGCACGUAAUUGCUAUCCUGGCAAACCUCGACUGAACAUCUAUUCAAAGGCGAGUAUCAUUGGAUCGUUAGUGAAGUUGCUAAGAGGCUCCCCUGAAAUGAAUUGUCUGCUAGGAAGUCAGUUUGGAGCUCUGUUCCACUUACCUGUAUCGCGCUGCUCAAACUCUGCGAAACUUGUACAUUCUCUCCUCAGCCGUCAGCUGGUUACGAUGCGCCUAUAUGAGCUCUGGUUCUUGUUUGCAGACAAGCCACUACGCUUUUCUCUGCGUGAGUUCGGAGACAUCACGGGGCUGAAAUGCGAGCCUGAAAGGGAAAAAGUUGGAAACGGGUCAGAAUCUAUCGAUGCCACACCUGGACGUAUGUGGAAAGAGUUGUUUGAAACUGAAGAUGAAGACGUGACUGUACCAGAUGUUCUUCGUAUGCUUGAACAGCCUAGUCUUCCUGAGUGGAAGCGGUUGCCACUAGCUCUCAUUGCGCUUGUAGAUGGGCUCCUGGUUUGUGGUCACAAACUUCUUCGUGUGACGCCUGCUUACGUCGAGAUGCUGGAAGACACCAGAUCAUUUCUUCAAUAUCCAUGGGGGAGAGAGGCAUUCGUCAGCACUCUGUCUAGAUUGAGACCACCUCAACCUUCUGAUCCUUCUAAAAUGGAUAAAUCCCUUUCGGUCAUGCGCCUUCGUUUGAAACAGCAGUCAACAGCGUGUUAUGGGUUCCCUCUGGCGCUGCAACUUUUUGCUUUUAAAGCUAUCCCCUCAUUGCUUGAGAAAAUUCCCGAACCUAAUAAAACCACUUCUUUCUUGCAAGAACCAGAAGGAUGCGACUCAACAAAUGCACUUCUGAAUUUUGAAGACAUACUUCUGGUGGAAACCCAAACUGAGGUUAUUGUUACGUAUUCAAUCCCAGAUGAAGGUGGGGAUCCAAAGUGGAAGAAAGAAGUAAUCGAUCCCCAAAUAGAUAACUUAGUUCGUCGAAUGCGGGAAGGGCACGAGUUCAAAGCAACAGACUUUAGAGGAGGUGAUUCAUCCCUUCCACCUCUGAAGCCAGCCGAAAAGGCUGAAGGUGUUGGUGUCAAAAAGAAGUGUCAAAAGCCGUCUAAUCGGUUUGGGAAAGCAUGUGAUGAACCUGGAAGUUCGACUCAGGCGCCUCAGCGUCCUAUUCGACCUCGUCGUGGGAUAUGUAAACAGGCUGAACCAGGAAACUUAUCAGAUAAGGAGCAAGAGCUGAAAGAGUGGAUACGAGUUGAACUGAAAACGCAGUUGGGUAAAUUGCGGAACGAGAUUUUUGACUGGUUGCAUCAUGAUAGGGGAGGCUCGUUCACGGUUCCGCAAAACACAGCAGCCGGUAAAACAAACAGAGACAACAGUCACGCUGACCCUACCGGCAUGGAAGGUCCAAAGAAGCGACGUCCGUUCAGUGGUGAUGGUAAUGAUGAAGCUGAAAUAUUUUGGUCUGAUAGUAAGAAACACAAGAAGAACAACGGCGAUGGGUUUAGCGACGAUGAGACGAUGAGAAUGCAUGAUAAUCAUUGUGAUGGCCGUACGCCAAAUGCUCGCUUCUGGGAAAAGGUAGUUUCAAUGGCGGGCGAAGGCCCCUCUUUCUCGAAGUCGGCAAAGCCAGCAAAACCGACUCUCCCGGAACCGUUGGAGGUAUUCAGCGUAGAUUAUCAGUUGUUCGUUUUAGUUAGUGAGGUGUACAGGAAUACUGAUUUGUUUGGUCAGGUUAAUUUAAGAGGUGUUCAGCUUAAGUAG
Messenger RNA from Brassica napus (rape), 1977 nucleotides. RefSeq lists its product as uncharacterized. NCBI's taxonomy places the organism in Eukaryota, Viridiplantae, Streptophyta, Magnoliopsida, Brassicales, Brassicaceae. The record is from RefSeq and is a predicted model, not a curated record. The transcript is spliced from 6 exons. The coding region runs from base 1 to 1977 and encodes 658 amino acids.